AUGUUAACUGCAGAAUACGCCAAAUUACACUGUCCGAAUUCCCAAUUGCCUGAAGUGGACGAUAAUGGUGCCGUAAAACAGUGUUUGCCAGGGCACGAAGGAUUAUGUGGAUCAGGAUAUUCCUGUUAUUUUUCUGGAACAAAUUAUCAAUGUUGUCCGACUGAGGAAGAAAUUAACUUCGAUUCCAUCCUUGAAUGCCCCUCACCCGGUAUUACAAUACUUACGGAUGGUGGCUUGCCCCUCAUUUGCACCCCCGAUCUCCACGACUGCCCACAGAGCUCUAUGCAAUGUCUUAACGUCGGGAAGCAUUCAAUAUGUUGUGAAGGAUUAUCAUCCAUCACCGACGAAUCUCAUGAUGUUCUUUCAUCGAAGGAACUAAAUCCUCCGGAUGAGAUAAUUCAGCCAAUUGCAUUGAGUAACGAACUUUUCAAUGUACAAAAUUUAGAAUGUCCGGAACCUGCCUUCACUAUACUUGAUGCCAAUGGAGAUCCGGUAUCAUGUAGUGAAGAAGAUUGCGCUUACCAAACAGGACGUUUUUGCUACAAACCGCUGAAUACACCGAUAUGUUGCGAGGGUGAAGAAAGGACUAUUGAUGAUGAUGCUUCGAUCAAGAAAAUCUUGCAAGAAAGUAAGCAUGAGAAAGAAGGAAGCAUAGAAUGGAGUGUCCUAAGAUAUACACCAUUAAAAACCGCUCAACGUCAGCUGCAACAAAAUGAACUAUUACAAGAAAAUGACAAUGUUUUAGGUCUUGGUGAAUCACUGGUUAAAUCACCAGUUCCUAAUGGAAGCGCUCCUGAGAUAAUAUCGCCAAUUACGGAUGGAUUAGCCAGGCAUUCUGGAGAAAAGCAAAUCGGUAAUGAGUACAAGAAUUCUCAGCAAUCAAUUGUACCUGAUAAUGCGCAGACAUUACAAACGAUUACUACUACUACUACCUCGACUAAAACCACAGGUAUAACUACCAGUACUACCACAACAAUAGCAACAACAGCGUCACAGGUAAUUACUUCGACAACGCCAGAAUCUCAGAUGUCUGGAAAACCAAAUGAAGAUGAAAUUGAAACAAUUCGAUACAAGCCACACAAUGCCGGAGGAUAUGCUAUUUCAAGAGCAUUUUCAUCAAAAGUUCAUCGUGCACCAAAUGAUUUACGAGCUUUGGCACGAGAGUAUCUUCUGGAACAUAUUCGACGUGGAUGGCCUUACAGUGAUGAAUUUUACAGAACUUACACACAAUUUGAAUCUCAGCCUGGUCAAGAAGAUGAAAUUAUUUCCCAUGAACAAACUUGA
This is a messenger RNA of Cercopithifilaria johnstoni, 1284 nucleotides long. Lineage: Eukaryota; Metazoa; Nematoda; Chromadorea; Rhabditida; Onchocercidae. The record is from the annotation of a GenBank genome assembly.